GUCCAACACAGCAUCCCCAGCUGUCCCUCAGGACGGCACUGCCCCGCGUUCCGAUAUUUGUCCAAUUUCCAAACCUGUGUCUAUCUGUGCUUGCAUUGACGUCAAAGGAGCAGACUGGAUGUAUAAAACCCUCGGUCCUCUCCAGUCCCCGCUCACAGGGACAGUCUCCAGACUCGGCUUCGACUCCCGAUCUCACCGGCCGACUGCAAACUUUGGCUGCAGCAUCUGCGAAGAAUAAAGACAUGAAGCCGGUCCCCCUGCUCCUGCUCCUCUCCUCGGUCCUCCUCUCGUCACACCUCCGCCCCACCGCCGGCAGACCGCGCACCCUCCCCGGUUGGCUGGAUGGCAGUGGCCGGGUCCAGACGCAGCACCUGGACGAGCUGCUCCUCAGAGCGGCCGCGCCCGGUAACAGCGCCGCCUCAGAUCUACUGGGCGAGCACAUCCUGAAGUUCCUCCAGAAGAGGAACCCGGAUCCUCUGCAGCUUCUGUCCCCGGAGGAGGAGAACGAAGAGGAGGCGAGAGAAGCCCUGAGGACGGUGUCACAGCUGCUGAAACGGAGCGAAGAACCGCCUCUGUCCAUCGACCUCACCUUCCACCUGCUGAGGAAUAUGAUCCAGAUGGCCAAGAUGGAGAGCCAGAGGGAGCAGGCUCAGCUCAACCGCAAAGUCCUGGACGAGGUCGGGAAGUAAAGUCCUGUUUUAAGCCGCUGUCUCUUUAUCCAAGACCUCUGACAUUGUUUUAUGUUCGUGCGCCUGCCUUCCUCUCCAUCGUUUUACGCACAGAUGGUGCCAUUUUACGCAUCACCACAUCCGCGACUAAAUGAUCCAGAUUUAUUUGAAGGCUUAAGGAAAAUGUGGAAACGGACUAGGUAGACCUUUCACCCAUCAUGCAUUGGCCUUACAUUACCUUAAUACUGGACUUUUGGUGGACUUAAAGGAAGUAUGGAAUCGGAUUUCAAGAGCAUUUAUUGUUUAUGACUCAGUAUUGUAUAUGUAUUAUGUAAAAUUGUUCUAUGAAAAAGUGAAAUGGCUAUAAAACACAAACCAUAAGACAAGAACAAAUGACAUACAGAGGUAAAUUAGAUGGAGUCAUUUUCCAUUUCAGAUACUGGAGCUACAUGUACCCCUUAAAACCCCUUGAAUAAUUCACUCUACCUGUGCACAAGGCCUAAAAAAAUCAUAUUUGUUUAGUUAUUUACUUAUUCACCAUCUGAUCAAACUAUACGUCUGUUUGCCCUAAGAGAAAAAAUGGCAUUUUGUGUAGAUUAUUUUAUCAUUUACACUCUCAAUUCUCACUUUUUUGUCUCUUUACUUUGAGCAGGAGCACUAUCACCUGUACUGUAUCUACUGUAGCAUGCUGACCUUCAAAAAACAAAAAAGAACAAAAAAAAGAACAGAAAGAAACUUUAUUUUACUGUCAAACAUUU
Messenger RNA from Sphaeramia orbicularis (orbiculate cardinalfish), 1426 nucleotides. It is a transcript of the gene ucn1, whose product is annotated as urotensin 1. Gene Ontology annotation, molecular function: hormone activity. The transcript has 2 exons. The record is from RefSeq and is a predicted model, not a curated record. The coding region runs from base 243 to 689 and encodes 148 amino acids. Gene Ontology annotation, cellular component: extracellular region. NCBI's taxonomy places the organism in Eukaryota, Metazoa, Chordata, Actinopteri, Kurtiformes, Apogonidae.